Messenger RNA from Caenorhabditis bovis, 1797 nucleotides. Lineage: Eukaryota; Metazoa; Nematoda; Chromadorea; Rhabditida; Rhabditidae. The record is from the annotation of a GenBank genome assembly.
AUGCGUCGACCGUUGCUCAUUGUCAUCGCCGCCGCCGCACUGUACACGGUGGCGGCGAAGCGGAAGCUCAAGGAGCAGGAGAUCAUUCAGCGUGUCCUCAAGGAUUAUGAUUGGAGAGUUCGACCGAGGGGCCUCAACUCAUCAUGGCCAGACACUGGCGGACCAGUGAUGGUCACCGUCAACAUUUAUCUUCGCUCGAUAUCCAAGAUUGACGAUGUGAAUAUGGAAUACAGCGCGCAGUUCACAUUUCGAGAAGAAUGGGUCGACGCGAGGCUCGCGUAUGGCAGAUAUGAAGAUCAGGAUACCGAGGUGCCGCCAUUCGUUGUGCUCGCCACCUCCGAGAAUGCGGAUCAGAGCCAACAGAUUUGGAUGCCGGACACGUUUUUCCAAAAUGAGAAAGAAGCCCGACGACAUCUAAUCGACAAGCCGAAUGUGCUGAUCCGAAUACACAAGGAUGGCUCGAUCCUCUAUUCCGUUCGUCUCUCGCUGGUCCUCUCUUGUCCGAUGUCGCUCGAAUUCUAUCCGCUGGAUCGCCAAAAUUGCCUCAUCGAUCUCGCGUCAUAUGCGUACACGACGCAAGACAUCAAGUACGAGUGGAAGGCGACGAAGCCGAUUCAGCAGAAGGACGGCCUCCGGCAAUCGUUGCCGUCGUUCGAGCUUCAGGACGUCGUCACCGACUACUGUACGUCGCGAACGAACACAGGUGAAUAUUCAUGUCUUCGUACUCGAAUGGUCCUUCGUCGCGAAUUCAGUUACUAUCUGUUGCAGCUCUACAUUCCAUCGUUUAUGCUUGUCAUUGUCUCAUGGGUCUCGUUUUGGCUCGACAAGGACUCGGUGCCGGCAAGAGUCACACUAGGAGUAACUACUCUUCUGACAAUGACCACUCAGAGUUCCGGCAUCAACGCGAAAUUGCCGCCGGUGAGCUACACGAAGGCGAUCGAUGUGUGGAUCGGCGUGUGUCUCGCGUUCAUCUUCGGCGCACUUCUCGAGUUCGCGCUAGUCAAUUAUGCGGCGCGCAAGGAUAUGACGCAGGUCUCGCAGCGAAUCCGGCAGAUGAAACAAUUGCCAACCGACGGCUAUCGACCGCUGUCGGCGUCGCAAGGCCGCACAUCAUUCUGUUGUCGAAUAUUCGUCAGACGGUACAAGGAGCGAUCGAAGCGCAUCGACGUGGUGUCGCGAGUGGUGUUCCCAAUCGGCUAUGCGUGUUUCAAUGGUGAAUACAGUUGCGCACGGGUGGUUCUCAAACUUCGUCGAGAAUAUAGUUACUAUCUUAUUCAACUUUAUAUUCCGUGUAUUAUGCUUGUCGUCGUCUCAUGGGUCUCAUUUUGGCUUGAUAAGGAUGCGGUUCCGGCGAGAGUUUCACUCGGUGUCACCACACUGCUAACAAUGACAACUCAAGCUAGUGGCAUCAACUCGAAGCUGCCGCCAGUCUCUUAUAUUAAGGCUGUUGAUGUUUGGAUUGGCGUUUGUCUCGCGUUCAUCUUCGGCGCACUUCUAGAAUAUGCUGUUGUAAACUAUUACGGUAGGAAGGAAUUCUUGAAGAAGGAAAAGGGCAAGAAGACGCGGCUCGAUGAUUGUGUGUGCCCGUCGGAUCGGCCGCCGCUACGAUUGGACUUGUCCGCCUAUCGUGGGGUCCGAAAACUUCCUAUCAUAUCGAGGCUAAGUGAGCUUCUGGCUGCCAACUCAGACGUCUCUCGACGAGUCGAUUUGAUGUCGAGAGCAAUAUUCCCCACAUUAUUCUUCACAUUUUUAAUAUUAUAUUAUAUAUUCUACGUGAAGCAAAGCCGUGAGGAUUGA